Messenger RNA from Ceratitis capitata (Mediterranean fruit fly), 453 nucleotides. RefSeq names its product transmembrane protein 141. The record is from RefSeq and is a predicted model, not a curated record. The transcript has 2 exons. Bases 75 to 386 code for a protein of 103 amino acids. NCBI's taxonomy places the organism in Eukaryota, Metazoa, Arthropoda, Insecta, Diptera, Tephritidae.
UUACAUAAAACCAAUUGGGAUUACAUUUGUUUUAUUUUAAUGUAUAUAAUUGUGUAGAGUGAACGUUAAGGAACAUGAAUGAUAUUAAGCGUUUAAAGGAUCAACAACGUGAUAAACAUCCUGGGUUCGACUCUUAUCUUAAUUGCAUGACUAGAGCCUUAUUUACUGGCCUUGCUUCAUUUUGCUUAACAUUUUCUGGCUGUUACUUUACUCAAAAGGUUAUUCGCACAAAAAUUGUCUAUCCUCUCCAAUACAGCGUUUUGGUAUCUGCAAUAGUGGCUACCGGCGUAUCCUAUAAAACUACAACAACCAGAACGAAAGCCUGUCAAGCUGCUUGGAUGGCAGAGGAGGAUGCGCAUACUGUAUUGAAAGAAGAAAAUUACUAAAUAAAAGCCAAAAGCUCAUUACUUUUGUAAACAGAUUUUUUUAAAUAUAAUUUCCUGUUUGUCGUUA